Talaromyces marneffei is the source of this 1656-nucleotide messenger RNA. RefSeq lists its product as uncharacterized. Gene Ontology annotation, cellular component: U2-type prespliceosome; commitment complex; nuclear speck. The record is from RefSeq and is a predicted model, not a curated record. Gene Ontology annotation, molecular function: pre-mRNA 3'-splice site binding; poly-pyrimidine tract binding. The transcript has 6 exons. Lineage: Eukaryota; Fungi; Ascomycota; Eurotiomycetes; Eurotiales; Trichocomaceae. The coding region runs from base 1 to 1656 and encodes 551 amino acids. Gene Ontology annotation, biological process: mRNA processing.
AUGAACGGCGACGCAUAUUCUUCCAGAGACUCCGGUCGCUCUAGGGAUCAUUAUAGGGACGAAAGAAGGGAUCGAGGUGAACGUGAUAGAGGCGAACGUGAUAGAGGCGAACGACGACGCUCCAGAUCGCCGCACCACGGCCCCGGACGAGGUUCGCGCCGUGAAGCGGAGGGAGACUCAUAUUCAUCCAGUCGCGAUUACAGAGCCAGAGAACGCGAAGAUCGGUAUUCGGGUCGACGAGACGAGCGAGAAUGGGACAGAGAUCGAGGUGACCGUCGUCGCCGGGAUCAUGAUGAACGGCCAGCGCGACGAGAACGUGGCGAUCGGGGCGAUCUCUUCGAGGACCGACCACGUCGCCGAGAGCGUGAGGGACGAGACAGAGGAGAACGAAAACGAAGCGCAACUCCUCCCAAGAAGAGGGAGCCAACACCCGAUUUGACGAAUAUUGUAUCUGUCUUGGAGCGAAAACGUCGUAUGACACAGUGGGAUAUCAAGCCUCCUGGCUACGAUAAUGUCACUGCUGAGCAGGCUAAGCUCUCGGGCAUGUUCCCGCUCCCAGGAGCGCCUCGUCAGCAGGCAGUCGACCCAAGCCGCCUUCAAGCUCUUGUGAACCAGCCCUCAGCGACGACCACCGAGAGUUCUACUUUGCGACCAGCCAAUUCAAGACAAGCCAAGCGCUUGUUCGCUUACAAUCUUCCUCCCAACGUAACCGAUGCAGCUCUUAUCUCAUUCUUCAACCUGCAACUCAAUGGGUUGAACGUGAUUGAGGGUAUAGAUCCAUGCGUUUCUUCCCAGAUUUCAAAGGAUCAUGCGUUUGCACUCUUAGAAUUCAAGGGUCCCAAUGAGGCUACUGUCGCACUUGCCUUGGACGGCAUCUCGAUGGAAGAGCAUGAAGCAGCAGCUACUACCAACGGCGGCGCUCGAGGCUUGGAGUUGCGUCGUCCCAAAGACUAUAUCGUCCCAUCCUCUCCCGAGGAUCAGCAGCCGUACCAAGAGGGUGUUAUUUCCAAUCAGGUCCCUGACUCUCCAAACAAGCUAUGCGUGACAAACAUUCCUCUUUAUAUUCCAGAAGAGCCAGUCACCAUGCUCUUGAAGUCUAUUGGCGAGUUGAGAGCUUUUGUUUUGGUCAAGGAUAGUGGUACAGAUGAGUCUAGAGGUAUCGCAUUCUGCGAAUACGUCGAUGCGACGGCGACUGCCAUCGCAGUGGAGAGUCUGAAUGGCAUGGAACUAGGUGAUAAGCAUCUCAAGAUCACACAUGCCAGUAUUGGAGUUACCCAAGCAGCUGGCCUUGAUAUGGGCGUCAACGCGAUGUCAAUGUUCGCCAAGACAACAUCUGCAGAUCUAGAGACCACCCGUGUCCUUCAAUUGUUGAACAUGGUCACAGCGGAUGAACUGAUCAACAAUGAAGAUUACGAAGAAAUCCUUGAGGACGUGCAGGACGAGUGCAGCAAGUACGGCCAAGUACUCGAUCUCAAGAUUCCGCGACCAGCUGGCGGUAGCCGACAGUCUGCUGGUGUGGGCAAGAUAUUCGUCAAGUUUGACACAGUGGAGUCAGCAACCAAUGCAUUAAAAGCGCUUGCGGGACGAAAGUUUUCUGAUCGCACAGUUGUGACGACCUAUUUCCCAGAAGAGAGUUUCGAAGUAGAUGCGUGGUAA